Molecule: messenger RNA, 2280 nt
Organism: Gopherus flavomarginatus (Mexican gopher tortoise)
Lineage: Eukaryota; Metazoa; Chordata; Testudines; Testudinidae
Gene: PGBD5
Product: piggyBac transposable element derived 5
Biological process (GO): non-replicative DNA transposition
Cellular component (GO): nucleus
Molecular function (GO): transposase activity
Source: RefSeq, a predicted model, not a curated record
AUGGCGGAGGGCGGCGGCGGGGGGUCGCGGCGGAAGGCGCUGUCCCUGCUGGAGGCGGCCCGCUCCCGCUACGAGAGCCUGCAGAUCUCGGACGACGUGUUCGGGGAGUCGGGCCAGGACAGCAGCGGGAACCCCUUCUACAGCACCUCGGCCGACUCCCGCUCCGCCUCCUCCCAGGACGAGGACGAGGAGCAGCUCGCAGCUGCGGAGGGGCCCGGCCCCCGGGCCAUGGGGCGCUGUGUCCCCAGGGCGGUGGCGGCGGAGCGGCAGCAGGUUCCCGGCGGCGGCAGCCCCGGCCCCACGGAGGAGGAGGGGGACUGGACCCCGACCCUGCGAGACGCCCCACCCCCAGACUUCAAGGAUAGCUUCGGUCCAACCCAUAAAAUGCCCCCAACUGCCAGUGCCAUGGACUUUUUUCAGCUCUUUGUCCCUGACAAUGUAUUAAAGAACAUGGUGGUACAAACCAAUAUGUAUGCCAAGAAGUUCCAGGAGAGAUUUGGCAAAGAUGAUGCCUGGAUGGAUGUCACGCUAACAGAAAUGAAAGCCUUCCUAGGCUACAUGAUCUCAACAAGCAUUCACCACUGUGAGUCCGUCCUCAGCAUUUGGAGCAGUGGCUUCUACAGCAACAAGAGCAUUGCGCUGAUCAUGACACAGCCGCGGUUUGAGAAAAUCCUGAAGUACUUCCACAUUGUGGCCUUCCGUUCCAGCCAGAUGACACAUGGCCUCUACAAAAUUCAGCCUUUUCUGGACUCUCUGCAGCAUGGCUUUGACUCUACUUUUAGGCCUUCCCAAACCCAGGUGCUACAUGAACCGCUGAUCGAUGAGGACCCAGUUUUCAUUGCCACAUGCACAGAGCGGGAGCUACGGAAAAGGAAAAAGCGGAAAUUCAGCCUAUGGGUUCGGCAGUGCUCAUCUACUGGUUUCAUCUGUCAGAUUUACGUCCAUCUAAAAGAAGGUGGUGGUGCCGACGGACUGGAUGCUUUGAAGAACAAGCCCCAACUCCACAGUAUGGUGGCCAAGAGCCUUUGUCAGAAUGCAUCAGGAAAAAACUACAUCAUCUUCACUGGCCCUAGCAUUACCAGCCUGAACCUUUUUGAAGAGUUUGAGAAGCAAGAGAUUUAUUGCUGCGGAUUGCUGAGUUCCAGGAAAAGUGACUGCACAGGUCUUCCUCCAUCAAUGCUGCAUAACCCAGACACUCCUCAGUCCAGAGGGCAGUACAGAAUAAAGAUGAGGGGAAACAUGUCCCUGAUCUGCUGGUACAACAAAGGGCAUUUUCGUUUUCUCACUAAUGCCUAUUCUCCAGUUCAACAAGGAGUUAUAAUUAAGAGAAAAAGUGGUGAGAUCCCAUGCCCGCUGGCAGUAGAAGCUUUUGCUGCUCAUCUUAGCUAUAUCUGCAAAUAUGACGACAAAUACAGCAAGUAUUUCAUUUCUCAUAAACCAAACAAGACCUGGCAACAAGUGUUCUGGUUUACCAUCAGCAUUGCCAUAAACAAUGCCUACAUCCUCUACAAAAUGUCAGAUGCCUACCACGUGAAAAGGUACAGCCGGGCACAGUUUGGUGAGAGACUUAUAAAGGAGCUGCUGGGCUUGGAGGACACCUCACCUUCUCAUUGAUGCAUUACUCCUUGUGGCUUAGGUAUGGGGUGGAGGGGGAGCAGAAGAGGAGACCACAGCUCUGGAAUGUCAAAGCAGGGAAGUCAUGACAUCACCAAUGCCGCUCCCUAUAGGAAAGUGACAGUGAUGCCAGUAGAGGGGUGGAGACUUGGUUAAAAGUAGCAGCUGGCUGUUGAGUGUCCUACAGAGAGAGCCACAGGAAAAGUCAAUACACAACUGCAUCUGUGAAUGCUCUGCGGGUACCUGUCCAUCCAAAAAGAUUUAAGUUAGUAGCCAUUUGUCUGCCAUAUCUGUUGAACAGGGUCGUCUUGUAAGGCUUCCAUAGGGCUCACCACAAACUUGCCACAAAAGGAUGUAGCUCAGUGGUCUUAGGUGGGCAUUACCAAAACUCUGCCUUGUCUGGAGUUCUUUAACUGUGGGACAAGCAAUGUUGUGUCAUGGAUAACAAUGCCUGGCAUCUUGUAAGGAAUCAUGACAGGGUUAAAAUAAAACAUUAUUUAUGUUCUUCACAAGUAUAUUGACAGAUUGCUUGUUACAGGCAAAGACAACAAAAAGGUAGAGUAACAGUUAAGAACUUUUUUUUUUUAUUAGUGUAAGGCAAUCAGUGCCGUAUAGGAAUAAAAAGUUUAGGGGAAAAUUAAACAUCUUGGAGAACCUUAAAAAAAA